AUGGAAACAAGUAUUGUGCAGGGUAGAAAGAGCUGCUCAAGGAAACACUCGCCUCAGGGAACAGGACAUGGUGAUGUUUGUCUAAAGUCUCUCCUGCCCUGUCGAGGGGCUGCCAGCACCCCUGCAUCAGGCCGAACCACGGACCUCAGUACUGAUACAUGGAGCCUCACUCCUCCUGCAGGGGGAGGUGAGCGGGCGGAGGGGGGGCAGGGAGGACAGCCUCUGAUCCGAGAGCUGUGGUUCAUCGUGGUGAUGGCAGCCGUCGCCCUGCUGCUGCUCGCCAUCGUGCUGGGGGUCACGCUCCAUAAGGCCCUGAACAAGCCCCCCUUCACCAGAGAGAGACCCCCGCUGGUGUCCCUGCCCCUUCAGAAGAGGAGGAACCCCAUAGCUGUUUAUCCUGCCAGCAACUCUGUUUUUUUUGACGCUGUGCCUGACACAGCAGGCUUCUCCAACAGUGUAACACUGAAAGGCUUCACCAUGAAGUUAGAGGAAGUGCUGGAGGUUAAAUGUGAGCCCAUGGAUGAGGAGGCACCUCAGGGUGAGCUGGGGAUCCUCAGCGUGAACUCCCUGAGGCGCAGCGUCAGCCAGGUGAUGGACGGGAAGUCCCUCACAGGGGACGACGACACGUGGGACCCAAACAUAUCCGGCCAUGACAGUGGGAUGUUCAUGGACGAUGAGGAAUUUGUUGACACUGUCAAAGGUUUCAGCACGGUGAGGAAGGAGCACACCAUGUUCACUGACACCAACCUGUGACCCGGGCUGACCUUUGACCCCUGACAGGACACAACCAGUCAAAGUGUCACUGUGCCUGCUAGAUAGCUGUAAACGGUUCAGACACAGUUCGAGGUGGAGUUCCUUUUCUCCGGAAAUGAGAAACGCAGAUAAAAAAGACUCAUGUCAAAUCACUGGAGUAACUGUGGCAACUUGGAUGAGAAAGGAAGCGAGGAUGAGACAGUCCUGAUAUUUUAGAGCACAGCUGGUCGAGAGGAAGCAGCUGCUUUUGCUAAGGAUAUAAACUGUGAGCACACAUUAGGAAAUAGAAAGACCAAAGAUACUGUAUAGAGACGCAUAAGGACAUUCUGUUUAAUCUAUUUCAGAUUGUUUGGAGGGGGACGUACUUAUUUUACAGACACAUUCAUUUGCAAAAAGCUCUCUAUUCUUUGGUUAGUGGAAAAGCAAAACAUGUCUGUGAACCAGAGGAAACUUUAUUUAAUCAAGUGGACGUCGACUCACAAGUGCCAUUAAGUUAUUUAGCAGUAACUGAGGAGCAUGCACUAACAGACUUUCAAUCCCCCUCUGAUUUCAAAAUUGAUAUGUACCGUUUGAUAUGAUUAAAUACAAUGUUGUCUAGUG
Messenger RNA from Gymnodraco acuticeps, 1353 nucleotides. Its product is annotated as usherin. Bases 1 to 753 code for a protein of 250 amino acids. NCBI's taxonomy places the organism in Eukaryota, Metazoa, Chordata, Actinopteri, Perciformes, Bathydraconidae. The record is from RefSeq and is a predicted model, not a curated record. The transcript has 8 exons.